UCUCAAUUUGCAGUUCAUAUGAAAGAAGAAAAGCUAAGGACAUCACACUCAGUGGGAAAAAGAAACUGGGAAAAAGAACAUCACAGUCAAUGAUCACUCAAUCACUUAAGGUUUUCUAUGUGUUACUCUUGGUUAUUGGAUAUAAUCCAUGUUUGAUGAUCGGAGUUGCGUUGAAGACUAGAUGAAACUUUAAGGAAUGGAUUUUAUGGAUAUGGUUUCUUCAUCACAUCCUCUGCCAUACCAGGGAUCAUCCCAUGUUCAAGCAACCAAUGUAGGGAAUCGAAGUACAAAUAUAUUCCAAGGAGAGAGGAGACGAUCAACGAGUUCUUCACAAGCUACAUUACAACAACCUCACAUACUGAAUGAAAAUCAGGAACACACCCGCGUUCGUGCUCUAGAUGUACAAAGACAGCGGAGAACUAAUUAUCAAAGAGAGAGGCGACAAGCAUUGAGCUCUUCACAACGGGUGGAACUUUUAGCUCAAAGACGUGCUAAUUACCACAUGCGGAGGCAGUCGCGAAAUAUAUGUGCGGAGGACACAACCAGGACAAACCAAAUGGAAACAAUUGCCGGUCAAGAACAGGGAAAUCAGUCUAACCAUCAAAGCACAACACUUUCAAGAAGAGAGAUUCAGAGACAGCGGCGUCGAAUAAGUCAACGAGCAAGUCAAAGAAUUAGUAGAGCCUCAAUGAAUCGAACACAACGAGAUGAAUAUCUAGCAAGACGACGAGCUCAUUAUCAUGGUCAACAAGUCCAACAACAUGAUACAAAUAUUAUGGGGCAAACUUCAAAUAAUGAGGAUAACACCCGAGAGCCAAUUAGAAUGCGCUUAAGGCAUAUACGCCAACUGGCACGGUCAGAUAUGUCGCAAAUACCAAAUCAUGUGAUUUUUGAAAACUCUACGAACAAUAGCAAUGCCAUUGUUGUGAAUGAAGGAACCUCUGAUAACCAAAUCCCUCAAGACCAUGGUUUUCCCCGUGUACGUCUUGGAGCUAGACGUCGGGGACCUCAUAAUUGUGCCCGAAAUUUUCAUGAGAGCAUUGGAGUUACAAAACUGCACUUGCCAGAACCAACGACAUGUCCACAUUGUUAUGCUCGCCUAUUCCAUCACGAAAGUAAAGACAUGUGUUGCAAAAAUGGUCGUACUAUCCUUCCUCCGAUACAAUCUCCUCUAGAAAUGAUCGAGCUAUUCUCUGCUAAUACUCCACAAGGGUCACAUUUUAGGCAAAAUGUGAGGGCCUAUAACCAUGUAUUUGCAUUCACGUCCAUGGGUGUACACGUCGAUCAAAAUCUAGCGACAGGUGGUGGGACUUUCACAUUUCGUGCUCAAGGAUAUGUUUAUCAUAAGAUAGGAAGUCUUAUACCUGAUGGGGAUAAUCGACCGAGAUUUCUACAAUUGUACAUAUACGACACAGACCACGAAGUGGACAAUCGUAUGCUAGAAAAUGAAGCAUUGCAUAGAGAUGUGGUUGAGAGGAUACAACAAAUGUUGCACGCCCAUAAUCCAUUUGUGCAAACAUUUCAUCACUUGGCUGAACGUCAAGAUUUGCAAAAUUGCAGACUUAUUAUCAGAGAGCAAGCUGCAAAUCAACGCCAGUAUACAUUGCCUUCGGCUUCCCAAGUUGCUGCAAUAAUUGUGGGAGAGGAUGAAAAUGAAACUCUUAGGGGUCGCAAUAUCAUGGUGAAAACAAGACAAGGUCAACUACUAAAUAUCUCAGAUUGUGCUGGUUACUAUGAUCCCUUACAAUAUCCAUUACUACUUCCAUAUGGUACAUACGGAUGGGACGUGAAUAGUCGAAAUAAUAAUGGCCGGAAACUGACAUGUCGUGACUUUUACGCCUACAUUUUACAGAUACGUCAACAUGAUGAAUCAGUUUUACUGCGAGGUGGUCGUCUGUUACAACAAUACGUUGUUGACAAUUAUAUCAAGAUUGAAACUCAUAAAUUAAGAUGGAUCCGUUCCAAUCAGACUAAAUUACGACGAGAGUUGUAUAAUGGACUACAAGACUCGCUGAACGCUGGAGAAAAUAAUGCAGGUAACAUUGGUCGUACGACCGUCUUGCCAUCAUCGUUUAUUGGAAGCCCACGUGAUAUGAACCAGAGAUAUCAAGAUGCAAUGGCUUUGGUUCAAAAAUAUGGUAAACCAGACAUAUUUCUCACAAUGACAUGCAAUCCAAAUUGGGAAGAAAUAAGAGCUGAGUUAUUACCGGGUCAAAUAUCACAAGAUCGUCCAGAUUUGACCACACGAGUAUUUCGUGCCAAAUUUGAAGAGUUAAAGAAUGAUGUAAUCAAGAGAGCAGUCUUGGGUACGGUGGUUGCAUAUGUAUAUGUCAUCGAAUUCCAGAAACGUGGUCUCCCACAUGUUCAUAUGCUUCUUAUGCUAAGUGAAGAUGAUAAGUUGAACAACCCUGAUGAUUAUGACCGUGUUGUCCGUGCUGAAGUACCAAAUCAAGACGAUGAGCCAGAGUUGUAUACUGCAGUGUUGGGACACAUGAUACAUGGUCCAUGUGGACCACUAAAUCGCAGGUCCCCCUGUAUGAAGCGUGGGACUUGCAAACGGGGUUAUCCGAAGCCUUUUUCAGACUGCACCGUUCAAGGCAAUGAUUCUUACCCUGUGUAUCGUAGGCGAGACAAUCAACUUCACAUGCGGUAUGAUCUUAAUGAGAAUCCAACAGUGGAUAACAGGUGGGUUAUUCCAUACAACCCUUGGCUACUAAAAAAAUAUGAUUGCCAUAUCAAUGUUGAAGUUUGUUGUAGUAUUAAGAGUGUCAAGUAUUUGUACAAAUAUGUCUAUAAGGGACCAGACAGAGUGACAUUCCAAGUCCGACCAGAGGACAGUCAAGAUGAAAUAAGAAAUUUUGUUGAUGCAAGAUGGGUUUGUGCACCAGAAGCUUUAUGGAGGAUAUUCAAGUUUUUGAUGAAUCGAAUAUAUCCAUCGGUGCAAAGACUGCAAAUUCAUCUUCCAGAUGGACAUAGUGUUGUCUUUGAUCCCAAUGAGACAAUAACAGACAUUCUGGAAAAUGCCAGAAACUCAAUGACAAUGCUUACCGAAUUCUUUACAAAAAAUCUAUACUAUGAAGCAGCGCGUCAGUACUUAUACCGAGAGUUUCCAGAACGGUUCACGUGGGAUGGAGGAAACAAGGCAUGGGAAGCAAGGGGGACAAACCAAAAAGUAAUUGGAAGAAUAUAUACAGUGUCGCCUACAGAGGGAGAGAAGUUCUACUUGCGUGUGCUUCUUAAUCAUGUUAGAGGAUCAAUAUCAUUUGAGGAUUUGAGGACAGUCGAUGGCAUCUUGCAACCAACGUUUAAGAAGGCAGCUGAACGACGGGGUUUGUUGGAAGAUGAUGAUAGUAUUAGACAAUGUCUACGUGAGGCCUCUAACAUACGUAUGCCUUCAUCUUUAAGAAGGUUGUUUGUCACCAUCUUAGUAUUUUGCGACCCGCAUGGGAUACGAAGUUUGUGGCAUGAAUUUUAUCCCUUCAUGAUAGAAGACUAUCCUUCUUCAAGCACCACAUGGAAUGCACCCAUGACAAAUAAACUCUUAAAAGACUUGAACAGAUUGUUGGUGCAGUAUAGUAAGUCUGUUUCUAACUAUGAUUUGCCAGAAGUGACGGAAGAUGGGGAGGAAGAGUUAGCACUGCCAGGGAUGAUAGAAGAUGAGAUGUCAGUUAUUAUACCACAAGAAGAUCAUGAUGCGGUUCAUCAAUUAAAUGAGGAUCAAGCUCUUGCAUUUAACUCGAUAAAAACUGUUAUCGAGGGUUGUGAAAAUGCAAUAUUUUUUGUCGAUGGUCCAGGAGGAACUGGAAAAACAUACUUAUAUCGUGCAUUGUUAGCAAACUUGAGAAGUAAUCAUCAUAUUGUGUUGGCAACUGCAACUUCAGGAAUUGCGGCAACGAUACUACCUGGUGGGAGGACGGCACACUCUCGGUUUAAUAUCCCUCUAAAACUUUAUGCUGAUUCUAGAUGCAACAUUAGUAAACAGUCUGAUUUAGCAAAGUUGAUAAGAAGAUCAUCGGCAGUUAUUUUGGAUGAAGCACCAAUGUUGAACCGGUUUGCAUUUGAAGCUCUAGACAAGACUUUUAAGGACAUUACAGACUCAGAUUUGUCAUUUGGAGGAAAGGUUAUGAUUUUUGGUGGAGAUUUUCGACAAGUUCUUCCUGUAGUCCCUAAGGGUACUAGGUGUCAGCUGGUGGAAGCAAGUUUAGUUAAAGCUUCAUUUUGGAAGGAUGUUAAGAUUCUUCGUCUGAGACAUAAUAUGAGAUCCAUCAAUGAUCCUGAGUUCUCAGAUUUUUUACUUCAAGUGGGCAAUGGAGAAACACAAACUAUGCUUGAAGACAUGAUACAAUUGCCUGCACCAAUGGUCAUACCAUGGGAGGGUGAAGAGUCAAUCAACCAAUUGAUUAAUGAAGUAUUUCCUGAUUUGGAUAGCCAUGUAAAUGACCCUUCUUAUAUGGUUGAAAGGGCAAUAAUAACUCCAAAGAAUGAUGAUGUGGAUGUACUCAACGAAAUGAUCAUACAACGGGUUUCAGGACCACAACGCACCUUAUACUCUUUUGACUCGGUGGAGGAUGACACAAGAAAUCUGUACCAACAGGAAUUCUUAAAUUCAAUUUCACCUUCUGGUAUGCCACCGCAUCAAUUGACUAUUAAAAAAGGUGCUCCACUUAUGCUUUUAAGAAAUAUUGACCCAAACAUGGGGUUGUGCAAUGGUACGAGAUUAACUUGCCGUGGAUUAUAUAAUAACCUCAUCGAUGUAGAAAUUAUCGCUGGUCAAUUUGCGGGUACAAGAGUUUUCUUACCGAGAAUUGCUCUAAAGAGUAGAGAAGAUUCUGGACUCCCUUUUGUGUUGAUAAGGAAACAAUUUCCUGUAAAGUUGAGUUUCGCCCUCACCAUUAACAAAUCACAAGGCCAAACAAUACCGAAUGUGGGUAUUUAUCUUCCAGACCAUGUAUUCAGUCAUGGACAGUUAUACGUGGCUUUAUCAAGAGGAGUAUCUAAGGCUACAACCAAAAUUUUGGUUAGAAAAGGCUCAUUAGAAGGCGAGGAAGGGGUUUUCACUGCAAAUGUGGUGUAUAAAGAGAUAUUGCUUCCUUCUGGAUAA
Argentina anserina (silverweed cinquefoil) is the source of this 5101-nucleotide messenger RNA. RefSeq lists its product as uncharacterized. Lineage: Eukaryota; Viridiplantae; Streptophyta; Magnoliopsida; Rosales; Rosaceae. The coding region runs from base 197 to 5101 and encodes 1634 amino acids. The record is from RefSeq and is a predicted model, not a curated record. Gene Ontology annotation, molecular function: DNA helicase activity. Gene Ontology annotation, biological process: telomere maintenance; DNA repair. The transcript has 9 exons.